AAAUCAUUAAACAAAAGUUCAAAUCUUUGCAGAAUUAUAAGCAUUUUCUAGUUGUUAUCAAAAAUAAUUUCUUAAAGUUACUGAUGAGAAUAUAGUAAUAUAGAUAAUGUUUAUCAUUGAUCUCAUCAGUUGAUGUUGUUUAAUCUAUUGUAACUUAUCUGAAAAGCUAGGAAAAUGUCUAGAAUUAAUUCUGAAAAUGUAAAUGGAGUAAAUGUUACCUUGGUUGUGAACAAGCGCAACCGGACGCAGCCAUCACAACGGUUUACAAUCAGUUACAAAGAUGGCCAAAAAAGCGCUCCUUGGAGAUUGAAACUCUUUUUCCUAGCCAUUAUUUUUAAUGUAUUCACUAUGUCUUAUAUUCGUGUUAGCGUAUUUGCUAUAUUAAUUAUUGCCAUAGUAUUUUCAGUAUUGAUUAUAUUCUGGAUAACACAUAGUGUUCAGUCAGAAAGUAUUCUUUUCAUCCCAAGAGUGGGCAUUGAGUCAACAGUGAAGUAUGUUUUUGGUCGAGAAGAUAAUUUUGUACCAUGGUCACUUAUUGAUGAUAUUAUUAUACGUGAAGUCAUUAAAUUGAAUCGGGUGCUGUAUUAUCUGACAAUUAUUUUAAAAUCACCCAAUGCUGGUGAAAGUGACUCUGUAAAAAUAAUACCACUGUUUAAGUACACCAAGCCCAGACUGGCCAUGUUAGAAGUCAUAUACAAUGAACUUUCAAGCUUUUUAAUAGCUUUUAGAAACGAGCAAAUGGGUUCAGGUGAUGCAGAACAAUGAAGUAUUGUAGAUAAGUUUAAAUUAGUACUAUUUAUUUAAUUUAAAGUAGUUGGUAUCAGAGAAAUUGAUUCACAGGCAGAUGGCGGACCUGCCUUACUUGCCAAUUGCCUAAAAUCAAUAUUCUAAUAACUGUACAAAUAUAUUAUUAUUCCAAAGAUUGAGAAGACUAACAAAACAAUAUGUAAUUUGGUCUAUUAAUAUUAUAUUAAAGUUGAACAUUCCUUUAA
This is a messenger RNA of Aricia agestis (brown argus), 992 nucleotides long. RefSeq lists its product as uncharacterized. The transcript has 4 exons. NCBI's taxonomy places the organism in Eukaryota, Metazoa, Arthropoda, Insecta, Lepidoptera, Lycaenidae. Gene Ontology annotation, biological process: GPI anchor biosynthetic process. The record is from RefSeq and is a predicted model, not a curated record. Gene Ontology annotation, cellular component: glycosylphosphatidylinositol-N-acetylglucosaminyltransferase (GPI-GnT) complex. The coding region runs from base 175 to 765 and encodes 196 amino acids.